This is a messenger RNA of Coffea arabica (coffee), 1580 nucleotides long. RefSeq lists its product as uncharacterized. The record is from RefSeq and is a predicted model, not a curated record. Lineage: Eukaryota; Viridiplantae; Streptophyta; Magnoliopsida; Gentianales; Rubiaceae.
CGACUGUCGCUGCCCAUUGGCUGUAUAUAAGCACAUUUGGCCACCGAACAAAUCAUCGUAAUUGCUAGAAAAUAGAUCUUUUAGAUUCUUGGGUUGAGACUUGAGACGUAAAAUACCUAAAUGGAAACUAUACAGUCUUCUGCUGGCUAGAAAAAAGUUCGAUUAUUUACUAUUACAAGUAAGGAAUGCCUUUCUUGAUAGUUUAACCUCCAAAGCCAGACUUUCAGUGGAAAGGCAUCCAACUUUGCUUGCCUGCUCACCCCUCCGAAGCCUACAUUCAGCUGUUCGAAUAAGAAAACUUUUCUCUUUCUUUUGCUUGUCCUUCAAAUAAGGGCCAAGGCAUGAAACGAUCAAAUUCAUUUCUCCCGUAACUCGCUUCAGAUUAGAUUUGGCGCCGUUGCAAAGAAUGGAUAUCCUGUUCAAGCAGUUGAGGACGAAAUAUCCUAAUUUACCCCGGGGAAGCAGCUCGGCAGGAAAAGAUGGCACACCACCACCCCAGAAAACUCAAUCGUUCAAAGGAGAGAGAAAAAGAAGUCAGAGCUGGUUGCGGAGGCAGUUUUCUGGAUCCAUGAGCAGAGGCAAUGAGUCAACCAACGAAGAGGAGUAUCAUACUGCAGUUGCAGCAGCUGCCUUUGCUGUUAAAUCUCUUGAAGAAUCAAGAACAAGAGAUGAGAGAAGGGGGCUUAGCAUUCGAGAUGCAGCCCUUCCUAAGAUCAAGAGCAGCACAGAAGACAAAGCUUCUGUGCCUGACAGUCGCACAAAAUCCAUAAAAUUCUCAGGUGAAGUUGCAAUGCCAAACUUGGAUGAUCCUGACAGGAGGGUUCAGAUAAGCACAGAAGCGAGUGAAAAAAUGCCCGAAAAAGCAGUUGUCCCUGUCCCACCAAUCAAGAAGAAGCUGUCCUUUGCGGAUACUCAACCUGAAGUUGCAUUGCGUAGCAGGGAGGCCAUUAAACCCACUAAAAAAGCUUCAAGUUUCGACAGAACAUUCAGUAAAAAGCCAGAGAUCAAAGAGCCAAAGCUGGAACCUGGUGACACCACCAUUAGGCAGAGUCCAAAGAAGCCAGGAAAAGGAGAUACUCGGGCGGAUGUUUGGGAGGAGGACAAAAUGGCUAGGAUAAAUGAAAAGUAUGAGAAGAAGAGGGUCAAAAUUCUCGAGUUGGAGGAGGAGGAGAAGAAGGCGGCAAAACGUCGAUUAGAAAGAACAGAGGCUGAAUUGGACAAAAGAAGAGCGAGAGCAACGCACCACUACCGUAGUGAACUUGAGAGAAUUGAAAGCAUUGCCAGAGGAGCAAGGUCUCAUGCUACAGAAAAUCAAAGAUAUGAAGAGUCCAAGGUGAAAGAAAAAGCAAGCAAGUUCAGAAUGACAGGAAAACUUCCGGCGGCAUUUUGGUGCUUCUAAAGAUUUAGCACUAAAGAUUUAACACAGCAACUGAAUAUUCUUUGGACAAAGUUUCUAACGAUUGAUCUAUAUGUCGCAUCCUUUUAUUUUCUUAUGAAAUUGUAUGAAUGCUGGGCUUGGAUUCUUAUGUUUACCUGUUCAUCAGUGAGUAUAUUCGUUUUUGUCCAUAUACAAAACUUCA